AUGGCACCCUUUACAUUUCCUCCGCCGCCACCACCACCACCACGUACACAGCAGCAGCCACCUCCUCCACCGGCGCUUGGAAAUACACCCUCUUACGCAUCGCAGAAUGCCUAUGCUCACCGCGGUAACUACCGCGGCACGGGUGGUGGUUAUAGGGGUCGAGGACGUGGUGGUAUGAACCGUGGCGGUCGAGGUGGCGGAGGAGCUUAUCCCAAUAGCUAUUCGAAUAGCAACCCGCAAGGCAUACAUGGCGGAGGAUAUUCGACUGCUUCCGUGCAGUCUCCGCUGAAUACGCAAGGCUACUAUCAGAAUAGUUCUCACUCCGCUUCGUCGUUCUCUUCUGUUGCUCAGGGAUAUCCUGCUCAGACGUAUGCCUCACCCUCUACAGCUACGACGGCGGCAUACCCGCAAUCGAAUUAUAGUGGAAGUUACGGGAAUACAGGGCAAGCACCAGCCAACGUACCUGCGUCAUCAUCCUACUCCGCGGGCUCAGCAGGGCUUGGUUCUACGGUAGUGGCCCCUCCGAUGCACUGGAAUGCCGGAUCAGGCGGUUUCUACGCUGGAUCUACGAAUGGCACUUCCUUUCAGCAAGGGCCGUAUCAAGGCUCCACUCACGGAACACACUAUGGAAGCGGCGGUCAGAAGCGCGCAUUCUCAUCAGCUUUCGGAAAACCAGUGUCGCAAGCACCUCGAGUGGCGGCACCGCCUGCUGUCCCCAGUUUUGGAGUUCCCCUGCCUGCGAAACCUCCGCAGCCGGCUGCUGAUACUUCUCGCAAAGCGCUUAAGAAGAAGAAACGCAAAUUCAACCAGCUCGGCCUCACGCCCAAAGCCGAGGAGCACGAGUCUAGUGCUGAAGAGGACGACGACGUGGAUGAGGAAAGCCGAUUGGCGUCCGCGGGCAGUGCAGCGGGGCCUAUACAAAUCACCUACCGUGGACGUACCUCGACGCUGAGUACAGCAGCAGAUAUUCAAGCAUGGAUUGCAGAGAGGAAGAAACGGUUUCCGACAGAGGCGCGCGUCGAGGAGAAGAAGAAGGCACAGGAAGAAGCUAAGAAGCAAAGAGAGCUUCAGCGGGAGGAAGCGCGGCGUAAACAAAUGGAACUCAGGGAGCAGGCGAAAGCAACGCAGAAAGAUGCCCCCUCCAACGCUGUGGAUGUAGCCAUCAAAGCCAAGGCGAAAGCCGAAAGAUUGCGCAAGAAGCUUCUGAAAGAAGAGAGGCGGCUGCAAAAGGCGGAAGCUGAUGCUGAAAGAGCACGGCUGGUAGUGGAAGCUUCGCAGCAGCCAUCUGGUGCGGAGGCACAAACUACAGGCGAAAACCAGGGUGUUGUCGAUCAGGCUACGGUAGAGAAAGAUGCAGACGACGUUCCAUCUCAAACCAAUUUCACCGGCAAAUGCCCACGCGGGGCCCAAUGUCGGUUUUCGCAUGAACCGCGCACGAAGCAGCAGCAACAGCAACAGCCGCGGCAGCGGCAGCCCGCUAAGAGGGGACUCUAUCAGAUGCUCGUCGCGCAGUCAGUUCAGGAAGAAAAUCGCCAGGUUAUGCAGGCCAUUUCCUGGCUUGGGUCGCAGGGGUUACUUGAAGAGCCAGACGCUGGUGACGGGAAAUCCACUGCAUGA
This is a messenger RNA of Talaromyces atroroseus, 1617 nucleotides long. RefSeq lists its product as hypothetical. The coding region runs from base 1 to 1617 and encodes 538 amino acids. Gene Ontology annotation, cellular component: nucleus. NCBI's taxonomy places the organism in Eukaryota, Fungi, Ascomycota, Eurotiomycetes, Eurotiales, Trichocomaceae. Gene Ontology annotation, biological process: box C/D snoRNP assembly. The record is from RefSeq and is a predicted model, not a curated record. The transcript is spliced from 3 exons. Gene Ontology annotation, molecular function: RNA binding; metal ion binding.